This is a messenger RNA of Tripterygium wilfordii, 987 nucleotides long. RefSeq names its product LOB domain-containing protein 29-like. NCBI's taxonomy places the organism in Eukaryota, Viridiplantae, Streptophyta, Magnoliopsida, Celastrales, Celastraceae. Gene Ontology annotation, cellular component: nucleus. Gene Ontology annotation, biological process: positive regulation of DNA-templated transcription; hormone-mediated signaling pathway. The transcript has 3 exons. The record is from RefSeq and is a predicted model, not a curated record. Bases 41 to 715 code for a protein of 224 amino acids.
ACAAACAUCCCUAAAUACCAGAUCAAAUUAACCAAUUAAGAUGGCAGGCUCUUCUUCUGGCUCUCCAUGUGGAGCUUGCAAGUUCUUGAGAAGAAAAUGUCUGAGAGGCUGUGUUUUUGCACCUUAUUUCUGCCAUGAACAAGGUGCUACCCACUUUGCUGCCAUUCACAAGGUUUUUGGUGCAAGCAAUGUCUCAAAGUUGCUUGCUCAUCUCCCUGUGAAUGAUCGGUGUGAAGCCGCCGUCACGAUCUCUUAUGAAGCUCAAGCUAGGGUUCAAGAUCCCAUCUAUGGUUGUGUUUCACAUAUCUUUGCUCUCCAACAACAGGUUGUGAAUCUUGAAGCACAACUAGCCUCUCUCAAGCAACAAGCGGCUAGAACAUUUGUGAACGGCACGGGUGCCAUAAACCCUAAUGAGAGAUUCUAUGGAGAACAUGCUUCUUCUCACACACAAGAUCAUGUUCAAAGCUGGAUUCAUCAUCAGCUAGAGAGUAGUUCAGAAAUGGUGCCACAAUUCAACAUUCCAAACCUCACCAACAACAUUAGUACUCCACACUAUGAAAAUGCACUUCUUGAUCCAAAAGACAAUGUCUCGUUGGACGGCUUCGAAGAGGGUUCGAAUUCGAAUGGUGUGCAAACAAACAGCUGCUGGAAUUUCCAUGACAGUGCUAGGGAUGAUCUUCAAUCGGUGGCGUUUGGUUACAUGAGACAUUCAUGAAGAGAUCGAUCGAUCGUAUAUAUUAUCGGUCCAUGGAAUCAAUAUUUUUUGUAGGCAACUGUACGUACUGGAGAUUGAUUGCAGGGAGUCUUAAUUUCUUAAAUAUAACUAGAAUUACUGAAUUGAUUGAGCUUCCUCCUUAAUACUGCUGAAGGAGUUUUAGCUUGAAGAACAAAGUACAAUAUAUUUUAUGAUCUUAUGAUUAGGGUUUUGAAUGCAUAGAGCUUUUUAGUCCCAUCUUGUUCAAUAUGCAAGUGGUUUGUACACAAUGA